AUAUCCUCCCCCAUAAUAUAUAUAUCUCUCUGUCUCUCAAAAAAACACACACACACACACACACCAUAAAACUCUCUUCUCUCUCUGGUUCUCUCUUCUGAGAUAUACGAAACCACUUUGCAAUCUUUCUCAUCAAUACGAUAUAUAAUAUAUGAUAUACGCGUAUGUGUGUAUGAGUAAUAUACAUACGUACAAAUUAUGCAUACACAAACCCAACACGUUAUUUCGGGCGCAGCUGGGAUAAACUGUCUUCUGCUGAUUCGUUCAUUCAUUGAAUUUUUUGAUAAUAAGGUAAUUGGAGGUGAUCUGCGUCGAGGGCUGUUGGAUCACAAUUUUUCCCAAUUGGAGUGAAUAAAGCGUGAUUUUUCUGAAGAUUAAGGGAGGUAACAAUAAGACAAUAGGAAUAAUAGCGUAUUGGGAUGAAGAGGUCGAGAGAUGACGCUUUCGUGAGUUCUCAACUCAAGCGGCCCGCCAUUUCUCCUCUUGUUGAACCGUCCGGGCAAGCCCAGAUGUCAACUGCAAGCAGCGCUCAGAGGCUGACAACAACUGAUGCCUUGUCAUAUCUCAAAACUGUGAAGGAAAUUUUUCAAGACAAAAGGGAUAAAUAUGAUGAUUUUCUUGAGGUCAUGAAAGAUUUUAAGGCUCAAAGAAUUGAUACAUCUGGUGUUAUAUUGAGAGUGAAGGAGUUAUUUAAAGGUAAUCGAGACCUAAUUUUGGGUUUCAAUACCUUUUUGCCGAAGGGAUAUGAAAUCACCCUCCCACCAGAGGAUGAACCAUUUCAGAAAAAGAAGCCAGUAGAAUUUGAAGAAGCCAUCAGUUUUGUAAACAAAAUCAAGACUAGAUUUCAAGGUGACGACCAUGUGUAUAAAGCUUUCCUUGACAUUUUGAAUAUGUACAGAAAAGAUAAUAAGUCCAUAACAGAGGUUUAUCAGGAGGUUUCAGUUCUUUUUCAGGAACACGCUGACCUACUUGUAGAGUUCACUCAUUUUUUACCGGAUACCUCUGGCUCCGCCUCAAUCCAGUACCCACAGCCUGGUAGAAAUCACACACUAAAUGGGGAUGAUAGAGGCUCUCCCAUGACAGCGUCAAGGCCCAUUCAAAUUGAGAAGAAGCCUGCUGUGUCAUAUGCUGUUCGUGACCAGUACAUCAAUCACCAUGGUUCAGAGCAGUGGAAUCAUGUUGAGAAAGAAAAGGAGAAGAGAGAAGACAAAGAAAACAAUGAGUGGGAACGUGAUGAUAGCUUAGAUCACAAAAGAAAAUCUGCUCGCCGAGAUGAUUCUAUGACAGACCUGUUUCAUCGAGGGAUGCAGGACCCAGAAUCAGCUUUCCUUGAGAAAGUGAAGGAACGAUUACCAGAUCCUGAAAUUAACAAGAAAAUUUCAGAUUGUGUUCGUCCCUACAAGAGCAAGUUUGUCACAGCAGCUCAAUUUCGGACACUGGUAGCUAGUUUACUUGGAACACAUCCAGAACUUAUGGAGGCAUGUGAAGAUUUCAUCACUUACAUUGAGAAGACUGGAAGCUUGCGGAACAAUAAACAAGUUUUCAGAUCUUUAAAAGUGGAUGGCGAUGGAGAAGACCAUGAUAGGGAAGACAGAGAAAAAAAUAAGGAUCACGAUAACAGAGAAAGGGAAAGACAUGAUAGAGGUCUGGCCUUUAGCAAUAAAGAUGUCCUAGGACAGAAGAUGCCUUCAUAUGCGAGCAAAGAGAAGUUCAUGUGGAAGUCCAUUCAAGACCUCGAUCUAUCUAACUGUGAGCGCUGCACACCAAGCUAUCGACUUCUUCCGCAAAAUUACCCAAUCCCAUCAGCAAGUCGUAGAACCAAGAUUGGUGCUAGAGUUCUGAAUGACCAUUGGGUGUCCGUUACUUCAGGAAGUGAGGAUUACUCAUUCAAACACAUGCGCAAAAAUCAAUAUGAAGAAAGCUUGUUCAGAUGUGAAGAUGAUAGGUUUGAACUUGACAUGUUAUUGGAAUCUGUGAACGCAACAGCCAAGCGAGUUGAGGAACUCUUAGACAGUAUGAAUUCUCAUACAAAUAAGACAGAUAGUUCAUUUUGUAUCGAAGAUCAUUUGACAGCGCUUAACCUACGGUGCAUUGAACGUUUGUAUGGCGACCAUGGGCUUGAUGUAAUGGAUGUAUUGAGAAAGAAUGCACCUCUUGCCCUGCCAGUUAUAUUAACCCGGUUGAAGCAGAAACAAGAAGAAUGGGCAAGGUGCCGUGCUGAUUUUAAUAAAGUUUGGGCCGAAAUUUAUGCUAAAAACUACCACAAAUCACUCGACCACAGGAGCUUCUAUUUUAAGCAGCAGGAUACAAAAAACUUGAGCGCUAAAGCAUUGUUAUCUGAGAUCAGAGAAAUGAGUGAAAAGAAUCUGAACGAAGAUGAAAUGGUCCUCUGUGUUGGUGCUGGAUAUAAACAGCCCAUUAGACCUCAUAUGCAAUUUGAGUAUCCUGAUCCAGAAAUCCAAGAAGAUCUGUAUCAGCUCAUGAAAUACUCUUGUGGAGAAGUUUGUACACCUGAACAGCGUGACAAAGUCAUGAAGAUCUGGACAACCUUCAUUGAGCAAGUGCUUGGUGUUCCUCCCCGUCCUCCCAGUUCAGAGGGCAAAGAAGAUGCUUUCAAAGCUAAGAAUCAAACACCCAAAAGUGUGGAUGAUAUUGGUGAAAAGAAUGGUAGUCCUGUUGAUGAGGCUGCUCACUGCAAAACAUCAGACUUGUCCAAAGCCAGAGAUGAACGCCUUCCGAAUCCCUGCUCCAGCAGAGUGAGGGCAGCACAUGGUAAUUAUGGGGUUAAUGCUGAUGGUUCUCCUAGUGCAGAUAAUAUUGCUAGUAAGAGUGAAAUAUUAUGCAACGUUCCCCAAAAUAGACAUAUGCAGACUGAUGCCAGUAUGAUGUCUGCUAAGUCAUGGGCUAGCAAACAAGCUGGUUUCUUAGAGGAAGUUGCUCAAAAAGCCUCAGGACAAAAGAGCAUCAAUGAUGAAAAUGCUUCAGCUACAUGGAAGGGACCUGACUAUGCCACUGCUGAUUGCGGGAUGGAGGCAAUGCCUAGUCAAAAAUCACAGGACGGUGUUAUUACAAAACCGACUUUAUCUUCGAUUGGCACAGUGCCCGAAGAGGUCAGAGCUCAGAAAUGCCAUGAAGAAAUUAUAGCUCGCACUAAAAGUGAACGAGAAGAGGGUGAAUUGUCUCCUAACAGAAAUCUUGAAGAGAACAGUUUUGCAGCAUUUGAAAAUACCGGUACCAAAACAGAGCAGACUCCUCGUAAAAGUACUCCAAGGACCACAGUAAUUGGAGAAGGAAUGUCUGUUGAGGAGGUAGGGGAAGAAACUGAUGCUAUUGCUGAUGAUGAAGGUGAGGAAAGUGCUCAGGGCUCCUCAGACAGUGAGAAUGCUUCUGAAAAUGUAGAUGUAUCAGCAAGUGAGUCUGCUAAUGGAGAAGAGUGCUCUCCUGAAGAGCCUGAUGACGACGGAGAUCACGAGAAUGAUCACAAGGCUGAGAGUGAAGGUGAGGCAGACGAUGUGGCCGAUGUCCACGACGCUGAAGGAAUGAUGACAUUAUCUGACAGAUUUCUGCAGACAGUGAAGCCUCUUACGAUGAAAGUCCCAAUGGCACUACAUGGCAAAGAGAAGAAUUCUCAGAUCUUUUAUGGAAAUGAUUCCUUCUAUUUGCUUUUCAGGCUUCACCAGAUGCUGUAUGAAAGAAUGCAUAGCGCCAAGUUGCAUUCAUCAUCUCAUGAAAACAAAUGGAAGAUACUGAAUGAUGCAAAACCAACUGAUUCAUAUGCUAGAUUUAAGGAUGCACUACACAGUUUGCUGAAUGGAUCCUUUGAUAACGCAAAGUUUGAAGAUGAGUGCCGAGCUAUUAUUGGUGCUCAAUCGUACAUCCUUUUUACGUUAGACAAGUUGAUACAUAAACUUGUCAAACAGCUGCAAACAAUUGCAACUGAGGAGAUUGACAACAAACUCCUUCAGCUCUAUGCAUAUGAAAGAUCAAGAAAUCCUGAAACAUUUGCUGAUGCAGUUUACCUUGAGAAUGCCCGUUUUCUUCUUCCAGAAGACAACUUGUAUCGAAUAGAAUGCUUGCCUUCUCCAAUGCGUUUGACCAUACAGCUCAUGAAAAAUGAGCAUGACAAACUUGAACCAACUGCUGUCUCCAUGGACCCCAAUUUUGCAGCUUAUUUGAAUGAUGAACUCCUCCGCUCAGUUGUUCGUGAACGAAAGGAUAAACCUGGUGUAUUCUUGAAGAGAAACAAAAGAAAAUUUUCAACUGGAGAUGAAAUUGCCGAUACUUCCAAAGCCAUGGAAGGACUCAUUAUUCGUAAUGGCGUGGAGAUGAAGGUGAAUUGCAGUACAUUUAAGGCUGCUUAUGUUUUGGACACCGAAGACUUCUUGUAUCGGAAAAGAAGUAGGAGAAGGAAUUUGUAUCAAAAUAGUGGUCCUAGUGGAACUUCCAGCAGGUCCUCCCAUAGAGCGAAACGUUGCAAGUUGUUUACUUGAUGGUGAACUUUUCCAGUGGCAGUGUGGAGGGGUCGGAAAUGAGUAGUAGUUGGACCCGUAAGAUCGACUAAAGUUCCGUUCAAGUGAUGCAGUGCGCUCUUUCCAGUCUAAUAAAGGUGAUGAAAGGAGAGAAUUUGAGCAUCAUUGGAGUAGACUGAGUUAUUUUGUAAUGUAAAAUAGGGAAGUGUGUUCCUUUCGUUCACUGUAAUGAAGACCAACCUUUUGUUAAUGCAGUUCAAGUACUCUUUCCAUA
Sesamum indicum (sesame) is the source of this 4743-nucleotide messenger RNA. Its product is annotated as paired amphipathic helix protein Sin3-like 3. Gene Ontology annotation, biological process: negative regulation of transcription by RNA polymerase II. Lineage: Eukaryota; Viridiplantae; Streptophyta; Magnoliopsida; Lamiales; Pedaliaceae. Gene Ontology annotation, molecular function: transcription corepressor activity. Gene Ontology annotation, cellular component: chromatin; histone deacetylase complex. The record is from RefSeq and is a predicted model, not a curated record.